This is a messenger RNA of Pomacea canaliculata, 1736 nucleotides long. RefSeq names its product D-beta-hydroxybutyrate dehydrogenase, mitochondrial-like. The coding region runs from base 361 to 1443 and encodes 360 amino acids. Gene Ontology annotation, molecular function: oxidoreductase activity. The record is from RefSeq and is a predicted model, not a curated record. NCBI's taxonomy places the organism in Eukaryota, Metazoa, Mollusca, Gastropoda, Architaenioglossa, Ampullariidae. The transcript has 7 exons.
AAAAGCAAAAACAAAAAAAGCACAUAAACAAUAAGAUUAAAAAAUAAAAAUAAAAAGAUGUUGUGAGUGAUCUAAUCACUUCACAUACUGCUAAACAUUCCAUUUACUGCUCAAAACGAGCAACAUCAUUACUGAGAACUUUUGUCAGUUGGCAAGCGACUUGCUUAUGACACUAAACACUGCUGUUUCCAUCAUUAAUCUCUCAUUACUUGUGCAGCUGCUGAUAGUGUUCGCUUCAAAAGAUAACAACCAGUUUUUAUGUGACCCAAUAUGAUUUCGUUCCAAAACCUUUUAUCUUUGUUCCUAUUAUAAUACAGUAUUUCCGACUCGGCCAUAUCCCGCUACUUUCGAGUUUAAAAAAUGUCUACUGCCUUCGUACACUCGCUGGAGGUAGGGCUUGUGGGCGUGGCACUUCUAGCGGUGUACACAGCUUUGACCACGCCCACUGUGGUGUGUCUGUUGACACUGACCGUCUUGUACGUCAUCUAUAGACGUGAGAGAAGGAAAGCCGCAGGAACAAUUCCUUUGACAGACAAGCAUGUUCUCAUCACUGGGUGCGACUCAGGUUUCGGGCUGGAGCUGGCACAGCACCUGCAUAGGCGAGGUUGUCACGUGUUCGCCACGGUGCUGAAUCCAGACAGUCCUGGCGCCAAGAAACUUCGUGACGUCAGCUCGCCCAAACUGUCCGUGAUGCCUCUGGACGUCAGCAAGGACGACGACGUCAGCGCGUGUUUGAGAAGGGUCAAGGACGUGUGUGAUAACACAGGAUUAUGGGGACUGGUAAACAACGCUGGUAUUAAUUUCGUUGGGGAUGUCGAGCUGACCACGAUGUCCCAGUAUCUGCGAGUGGCUGACGUGAACCUGUUCGGCAUGGUCCGAUGCACCAGGGCCUUCCUGCCGCUCAUCAGACAGGCCAAGGGACGCAUCGUUAACGUGACCAGCAUUAAAGGGCUGCUGCCAGCACCGGUAAAUGCCGCUUACAACAUCACUAAAUAUGGCGGUGAAACCUUUUCCGACAUUGUCCGACUGGAGAUGAAAGAGUUCGGAGUUAAGGUCGUCAUCAUUGAGCCAGGGAACUUCGGUGGCGCCACUGGUUGUAUCAAUUCUGAAGGAAUGCUUCGAAUAAAGAAAGAUUUUGACUCAAUGUGGGAUGCUGCAUCCGACGAUGUGAAACAGUUGUUUAAAAGGGAGCAUCUUGACCGGGUCUUGGCAGAAACGGAAGCAGCUGCAGGAACUUCUUACCCGACUGUCGAGCCGGUUCUGAAUACCAUCGAGGAAGCUUUGACCUCUGGCGACCCAGAAAUACGUUACAUUAUCGAUGGAUCAAAUAGGCUUAUGGACAAAUACUGCAUGUUGGUUCGAGUGAAGCAUUUCCUCCCAGAACGUCUUUUUGAUCACCUGGUUUUAUACUUUUUUCCAUACAAGGUUGACACCAACUUUUAAUCGUAAUCCAAUCUUUCAUUGAAAAUGUGCUUAAACACUACACCCUUAAAAUACUUGCCUGAAAAAGUUACUGUACUGAAACUUCUGUCUGCAUAAAACAUCAGUGAAACGAAUUUAUGAUGGAACAUUCAGAGGACUAAAGCAACUCUCCUGAAAGAUGUGUGGUAUUAGACUGAAACACAUAUGAUGCACUUGUAUGUCUGAGAGCUUAAAAUAAAACACCGAACCGGUAAUAAAUCUACGAAACACUUGCAGCGAUUUUGUUGAAAUAAAAAAGUUUGUAAAUUGCUAAA